This is a messenger RNA of Monodelphis domestica (gray short-tailed opossum), 5942 nucleotides long. Lineage: Eukaryota; Metazoa; Chordata; Mammalia; Didelphimorphia; Didelphidae. The record is from RefSeq and is a predicted model, not a curated record.
GCAAUCAGGCCUGCAGCUUACAUCACAACAUGGGAGGAGAAGACAGUUGCUAUAGAGAUUGAGAAACAGCAUUCCUGAGUCACUAACUAUAUUUCCAAAUGAGUGGACCAACACCCCUUUUCCAAAGUAGUGAUCCCAGUUUCUCAGGCUAAGACAGUGAAGAGAGAGGCCUCAUAAAAGGACGAAUAAUGAAUGAGGUUGCUGGAACCUGGAUACUUUUCGCAUGGAAUCUUCUCCAAUCUUGUUUUUUCUACAAAAGGAUUUUUAAUAGGACAUAACUCCUAAGGACUUUGAAGCGGCUCAUGGCAGAUGAGCUGGAGAGAUUUACCAGCAUGAGGAUCAAGAAAGAAAAAGAAAAGCCCAAUUCUGCUCAUAGGAAUUCAUCUGCCUCCUAUGGUGAAGAUCCUUCUGUACAAUCACUUCAGGAUGUCUCUGAUGAGCAAGUGUUAGUCCUUUUUGAACAGAUGCUGCUGGAUAUGAACCUGAAUGAGGAGAAACAACAACCUUUGAGAGAGAAAGACAUCAUCAUCAAGAGGGAGAUGGUGUCCCAGUACUUGCAUACCUCAAAGGCAGGUAUGAGUCAAAAGGAGAGCUCCAGGUCUGCCAUGAUGUACAUCCAAGAGCUUCGUUCAGGCUUAAAGGAUAUGCAUCUACUUAGCUGCCUAGAAUCCCUUCGUGUGUCACUCAACAAUAACCCUGUCAGCUGGGUACAGACCUUUGGAGCUGAAGGCCUUGCAUCCUUGCUGGACAUACUUAAACGACUCCAUGAUGAGAGAGAGGAAUCUGCUGGAAGCUAUGACAGCCGUAAUAAGCAUGAGAUCAUACGAUGCUUGAAAGCUUUUAUGAACAACAAGUUUGGGAUCAAGACAAUGUUGGAAACAGAUGAAGGAAUCCUGCUACUGGUCAGAGCCAUGGACCCUGCAGUCCCCAAUAUGAUGAUUGAUGCAGCCAAACUACUGUCUGCUCUCUGCAUUUUACCACAGCCUGAGGAUAUGAAUGAGCGUGUUCUGGAGGCUAUGACAGAGCGAGCAGAGAUGGAUGAAGUAGACCGAUUUCAGCCUCUUUUGGAGGGAUUAAAGAGUGGAACAUCCAUUGCCCUCAAGGUGGGAUGUCUACAGUUGAUCAACGCCCUGAUCACACCUGCAGAAGAACUUGAUUUCAGAGUUCACAUCCGAAGUGAGCUGAUGCGCUCAGGUCUGCAGCAAGUACUUAAGGACCUGCGGCUGAUGGAGAAUGAAGAUAUGAAGGUACAGCUGGCUGUGUUUGAUGAACAAGGGGAAGAGGAUUCCUAUGACCUGAAGGGAAGACUGGAAGACAUACGAAUGGAAAUGGAUGAUUUCAGUGAAGUUUUCCAGAUCCUCUUGAACACAGUCAAGGAUUCAAAGGCUGAACCACUCUUCCUGUCCAUCCUGCAGCACCUGCUGCUGGUCCGAAAUGACUACGAGGCCAGACCUCAAUAUUACAAGCUGAUAGAUGAGUGUAUAUCCCAGAUAGUGCUGCACAAGAAUGGGGCCGAUCCAGACUUCAAGUGCCGACACCUCCAAGUAGACAUUGAAGGAUUGAUUGAUCAAAUGAUUGAUAAAACAAAAGUGGAGAAAACAGAGGCCAAAGCUAUAGAGCUAGAAAAGAAGCUUGACUCAGAGCUAACUGCCCGUCAUGAGCUACAGGUGGAAAUGAAAAAGAUGGAGAAUGACUUUGAACAGAAACUCCAGGACCUUCAAGGGGAGAAGCAAACCUUGGAUGCAGAGAAACAACAGUUAGCUAGUGAGAAAAAGGACCUGGAGGCUGAAGUUUCUCAGCUGACUGGAAAGGUGACCAAUUUGUCAAAGGAGCUGGAAGAUGCCAAGAAAGGCAUGGCUUUGCUCUCAGCUGCAGUAGCUUCUCCUGUUCCUCUUGCCCCCAGCAGUGAUACUGUUCCCCCAGCCCCUCCUUUACCUAGUGGUAUUAAUGUUCCACCUCCCCCUCCUCUUCCUGGUAGUAUUAGUAUACCCCCUCCACCUCCACCUCCACCUCCUCUUCCUGGUAGUAUUAGUAUACCCCCUCCACCUCCACCUCUUCCUCUUCCUCUUCCUGGUAGUAUUAGUAUACCCCCUCCACCUCCACCUCCUCCUCUUCCUGGUAGUAUUAUACCUCCUCCACCUCCACCUCCACCUCCUCCUCUUCCUGGUAGUAAUAGUAUACCUCCUCCACCUCCACCUCCUCUUCUUCCUGGUAGUAUACCUCCUCCACCGCCUCCUCCUCCCCCUCCUCUAACUGGGGAUUCUGGAAUGCCCCCCCCUCCCCCUCCCUUACCUGGUAGUACUGGAAUCCCUCCACCCCCUCCGCUCUUGGGGGGGCCUGGUAUCCCUCCACCUCUCCCAGGAAUGUGUUUGCCUCCUCCUCCUCCCCCUGCAUUUGGGGGUCUGGGAGUGACUUCGGCUCCAGCUCUGCCUUAUGGAUUGGUUCCAAAGAAGCUUUAUAAGCCAGAGGUGCAGCUCCGAAGGCCCAACUGGUCUAAGUUUGUUGCUGAGGAUCUCUCCCAGGACUGUUUUUGGACAAAGGUAAAGGAAGAUCGGUUUGAGGACAAUGAGCUAUUUGCCAAGCUCACACUUACCUUCUCAGCCCAGACAAAAACUUCUAAAGCCAAAAAGGAUCAGGAAGGUGGAGAAGAAAAAAAGUCAGUGCAGAAGAAAAAAGUAAAAGAGCUGAAGGUAUUGGAUUCAAAGACAGCCCAAAAUCUCUCAAUCUUCCUGGGUUCCUUUCGUAUGCCCUAUCAGGAGAUCAAAACUGUCAUCUUGGAAGUGAAUGAGACUGUUCUGACAGAAUCUAUGGUGCAGAACCUCAUUAAGCAGAUGCCAGAGCCAGAGCAGCUAAAGAUGCUGUCAGAACUAAAGGAUGAAUAUGAUGAUUUGGCUGAGUCAGAACAGUUUGGUGUAGUGAUGGGUGCAGUACCCCGACUUCGACCACGGCUCAAUGCUAUACUUUUCAAGCUACAGUUCAAUGAGCAGGUAGAAAAUAUCAAGCCUGAGAUUGUUUCUGUAACAGCUGCUUGUGAAGAGGUACGAAAGAGUGAGAACUUUUCUAGUCUCCUGGAAAUAACCCUGCUGGUGGGCAACUUCAUGAAUGCUGGCUCCAGGAAUGCUGGUGCCUUUGGCUUCAACAUUAGCUUCCUCUGCAAGCUUCGUGAUACGAAGUCUACUGAUCAGAAGAUGACACUGCUGCAUUUCUUGGCUGAAUUGUGUGAAAACAACUACCCUGAUGUCCUCAAGUUCCCUGAUGAGUUAACCCAUGUAGAGAAGGCCAGCAGAGUCUCAGCUGAAAAUUUACAGAAGAACCUGGAUCAAAUGAAGAAGCAGAUUUCAGAUGUAGAAAGAGAUGUUCAGAAUUUUCCAGCUGCCACUGAUGAAAAAGACAAAUUUGUGGAAAAAAUGACCAGCUUUGUAAAGGAUGCCCAGGAACAAUAUAACAAGCUUCGGAUGAUGCACUCUAACAUGGAAACCCUUUUUAAGGAACUGGGUGAUUACUUCCUUUUUGAUCCUAAGAAAAUAACUGUGGAAGAAUUCUUUAUGGACUUAAACAAUUUCAGGAAUAUGUUUCUGCAAGCAGUCAAGGAAAAUCAAAAGCGCCGAGAGACAGAAGAAAAGAUGCGCCGAGCAAAGCUAGCCAAAGAAAAGGCGGAGAAAGAACGAUUAGAGAAGCAGCAGAAGAGAGAGCAGCUGAUAGAUAUGAAUGCAGAGGGUGAUGAGACCGGUGUGAUGGACAGUCUCUUGGAGGCCCUACAGUCAGGUGCAGCAUUCCGAAGGAAGAGAGGACCCCGACAAGCCAACAGGAAGGCUGGGUGUGCAGUCACCUCUCUACUAGCCUCAGAGUUAACAAAGGAUGAUGCCAUGACUACAUGUUCUGCUAAGGUGUCCAAGAUCAGUGAGGGAACCCGAGAUAUACAUGAUUUACGUGAUGAAAAUAAGGAACUGAUUGGUCGUGCAAGCUAGGCCUGAGCUUUGCAGCAACAUUGGCUAAAGAGCUGAGCUCAAGGCAGCCCUGCCUUGCAGCAUGAGCCUAAGGGGUCAAGUGGAUUUUCCUCUAUGGCAGCCAACCUCCCCUGCCUUCUUUCUUUGGCCUGCUGCUCUCUGUAUAGCAUACACAGCUUCAGCUGUCUGGAGGCAAGAAGGAAAGGACACCGAGGAAGAAACCCUGAGCACCCACUCAGCACUGGCUGUUGCAUUACCAAAGCAGGGACCAUCUUAUGCUGCCUUAACCCUAACUGUCUUUACUUAGUUACUGUGGUGCCACACCUCAGGCGGUGCCCAGCCUGCUUUCUCAGUCCCUGGCUCCAAAGGGGCCAACCCCAAGGUCAAUCUUGCUGGAUUAGUGUUCUUUCUGCUAUCUUGUGCCCUGCUGUGGCUUCUCUAACCCGAGGAACUGCAUGGGGCUCUUGAACUUUCUGACUGUAUUCUUAUAUUGCCUAUCAUUGCUGCCAUCCAUGCUUUUUUCUCCCCUUCUCCAUUUGCUAUUGAUAUUUAUUGUUUAUGGUGAGGUGUUGGUUGCUCCUUCUAAAGAAAUGAAGAGUAGCUUUCACCCUCCCCCCACCUCCAGAAAAGGGCCCUUCCUCCCAGCUUCACAAAGCAAAAAGGACUGGACCACUAAUAUCCAGCAUGAGCUAGAGCACCUGAGGGGAAAUGGUCCUAGAAUCUGGGCAUUGCUGGACUGGGCAUCAAGACAGGACAGCCUCCCCAUACUCUCAACUCUACAGAGUGUCCUUGCUUAUUGUCCUACCCUACCUUUUCCUUCUGUACUUGCCCCGUCACUACUAAUACCCACUGCCCUUGUUAUUCUUAGGGCCAUGGCUCACCCUCCCACCCUAAGUUUCAGCUGUUAUAUGGCUGCACAAGGCCCCUACCCUCUCUAAGUUUCCAGGGAAAGGGGAGGCAGAGCCUCCUGGCUAAGAAAUCGUUUUGCAAAUGGAUCUAUUUUUGUAUAAGAUGUUGUUUUUUAGAAAAUAUACAAAAAAAAAAACCCUCUUCCCUGUUUCCUGCCCCCUCUUUCUCCUGAAUGUGAGGGUUCCUGGAAUUUCUCCCCUCUGCUUAUCCUCAGAGACCAGGACCCACCUCACUGCCCUCAUCUGAACCUCUUCCAAUUGGUAGGUUCAAAUUCCAGGCCCCAAGAAAUAGUUUUGGAUUAUUAAUUUCUGAGAUUUGUGGGUGGCUUGGUACUUAUUCCCUGGCCAGAUUAGGCUAGGGCAAGGAACUGAGAGGACCCAGGUACUGCUGAGUUUUUAUAAAUUUAAUAUAUUUGAAGAGCCAAAUGUGCAAAUGUUAACUGGGCACCAUGAGGAGGGAGGUCCAGAUUAAGGGUUGGGGGGAUCAUGUGAGUUUGGAUGCUCUGUAGGCACUGUGCCCUAAUUCUGCACUGGAUACAAAUUUUGUGCCAUAUCCCCUAGCAAGAUAAAGAUUCUUAGAAUUCUCAAAUGCAGGGGAUUAUCUUGCCCCUCCUCAUGUCCCCCUUUAUUACCUUACUCACAGAUAGGAAGAGCAGAGUGGGACCCUCUAAAUUUAAUCCCAGGAAUGGUAGUUGGUGGGACAAGAGGAAAGGUUAAAAGGAAGGGCCUUCAGAAGAACACUGGAGGCCUCAAGGGCUGAAAGGGAAUUCUGGGAGUUGGGAAGGUCCAAAAUCCUGGAUCUAGGUCUUGGGGCAACAGCUGUUGCUGUGAGAACUUUUUUGCAGAUGCUGUGGUAUAAGGAGUACUUACUACUCCCUUUGUCCCUCCCUGCUGGCUGACAUUCAGGCUUUGAGCCUUUCUUUUUUUAAAUCACUUUUGCUAAGACAUAUUUGAUAAAAAAAAAUAAACAAAUAAAGGGCAAGAUACAAAUCUAUUUCCCUUGCCUUUUGGGCUUCUGGGACAUGUCAUCGCCUCUGAUUUGUUGGGUUUAUUUGUUUCAAACUGUUAAUAAAGCAUUGGAACGGUA